Molecule: messenger RNA, 900 nt
Organism: Cimex lectularius (bed bug)
Lineage: Eukaryota; Metazoa; Arthropoda; Insecta; Hemiptera; Cimicidae
Product: arginine esterase-like
Exons: 1
Coding region: 1-900 (299 amino acids)
Biological process (GO): proteolysis
Molecular function (GO): serine-type endopeptidase activity
Source: RefSeq, a predicted model, not a curated record
AUGGUAGAUGUCAUCGGUAUUUUUUCCAAGAGUGUUCAUUUAGGCGAGUAUCCAUAUGUUGUAAACAUAGAAGCGAAACGAGACCGCGCCCAUUUAUGCCCGGCAACUUUAAUUACCCCAUCCCAUGCUGCCACAAGCGCCGGUUGUAUCACGAUCUGGAAAAACUUCACCAACGACGAGGACGACGUCUGGCACCUCAGAGACUGCAGAGAUUAUGCUAUUCACGCUGGCAACAAUCACCUUGACAAAUCCAACUCGAAGAGUCAGAUACAAGACGUUUCAUUCUGGUGGGCACACCCGAGGUACAGGAAGUCGUCAACGGGUAUAGCUAAAAACGACCUCGCACUCAUCCACAUGGAUGAUGACCUCGAAAUGAACCACUUCGUCCGUACGUUAUCCCUUCCUUCUUCUUUUUCAACCGAACUGUUCAUUAAAAGUUUGGAGUUGUACGGCAAAAAGUGCGUCGUAUUGGGAUGGCUCAAAAAGGCCACCUGCGUCGACUCAACUCUCGACUCGAAUUCUUUACAAAUCUACCAAGUUCAAAUCAUCAAAGACGACGCUUGUUCAAAAAAAAUCUGUGACCAUUAUAACAUCCGUCUUUGCGAUCUGGACGUAAACAAAUUGGGUUUUUUUUGCGCCGAUCUGCUAAACCGAACAGACUGCUUUUGCGAUAGCGAUACAGGAGGGCCGAUUGUCUGCGACGGGAACCUUGCCGGCUUUUCAACUUGGAUGCCGAAAUGCAAAAAUAAUGACAAGUUACCGGCAUUGUUCGUCAACCUGGAAGUACUUUAUGAAAUGGAACAUCAUGAUUUUUAUUCCGGCAAAGCGUCUAUCUCAAGAGCUUCAGAUCUUGCAGUAUUCAUUGCCCUUAUAACAUUACACUUUUUUGUAAUUUUUUAA